Molecule: messenger RNA, 1143 nt
Organism: Daldinia vernicosa
Lineage: Eukaryota; Fungi; Ascomycota; Sordariomycetes; Xylariales; Hypoxylaceae
Exons: 3
Coding region: 1-1143 (380 amino acids)
Biological process (GO): regulation of DNA-templated transcription
Source: RefSeq, a predicted model, not a curated record
AUGGAACGGAGCGUCCCCGAAUAUUCGCAGUCAGGUUUGCCUUCGCCCUAUCCAAGUACCUACGGCGACACUCAAUCUGAAGCUUCCUCUGCAGAUCACGCGUCUGCUGCCCACUAUUCCAGCAACCAGGAAGCGCGGGGGGCCAGUUAUCCUACGUCUGCGACUCCGAAUUCAGAGUUCGGAGCGUACCCGCAGUCUGCGAGGUCGACUAGUUUUCCAGAGCAUAGUCUUCGUCAAUACCAUCCAGCGAGCAACCAUAGUGGCAGCAGCGGAGGUAUGGCGCAAACACCAACAAGUCCGUCCAUGCCUAUGCAAGAUGGACGCAACCAUCAGUCCCAGCAGGUUAAAUCUGACAGCGAUGUACCCAUAGAUCCGUCCAUCGCCGCACCUAGCCCUACCUACGCGCCCCCUAGCCAAUACUCGCCCUACGCGCCGCCGCCGCAAGAUAUGUCGCAUAACUAUCCCCAGGGCGCCGGCAACCUGUACGCGCAGCCACGGCCCGAUUGGGCGAACUAUGGGCAUCCAGCACCGGGGCAGAUGCCACACCCGCACUCGGUAUACCCUCAUACGCCAACGACGAAUGCUCCUGGACGACCAGCUCAGGUCUAUUCCUUUGUACCUAUCCCUGGAGCGCAGCAACACAAGCGACCACGACGACGAUAUGAAGAAAUUGAGCGAAUGUAUAAGUGUGGCUGGAACAACUGCGAGAAGGCUUAUGGUACGCUUAAUCAUCUAAACGCACACGUUACGAUGCAGAGUCAUGGCCAAAAACGGACACCUGAAGAAUUCAAGGAGAUCCGAAAGGAGUGGAAGGCUCGUAAGAAGGAGGAAGAACAGGCUCGGAAGGCCGCUGAGGAGGCAGAACGUCAGCGUCAUGUCGCUGCCGCCCAGGCUCAGAACGGAGGUGCUGACCCGCAAGCGGGCGAUUCAAGCCAAGCGCAAACAUCAUAUACGGCUAAUCGACAAGUUCAGCUCCCACCUAUUGGAUACCAGACAACCCAGUACCCUGCGCCUCCAUCGACAGCUGUACCGCAGCAACCGCUCCCCGAAUACAGUCCCACAAGCCACAUGUAUUCUGGCUACCAACAACCGGCGUCACCUUACGGACCGCAGAAUCAGAACAUGUACAGCCAACGUGAAUGA